Megalobrama amblycephala (Wuchang bream) is the source of this 3238-nucleotide messenger RNA. RefSeq lists its product as uncharacterized. The transcript has 3 exons. NCBI's taxonomy places the organism in Eukaryota, Metazoa, Chordata, Actinopteri, Cypriniformes, Xenocyprididae. The record is from RefSeq and is a predicted model, not a curated record. The coding region runs from base 1 to 849 and encodes 282 amino acids.
AUGAUCAAGUGUGAACAUCCUCAAUACAAAACCAAGCCAAAAUACAUCUGUAAAGAACCAGAUGGAUGUUCAGAGAGGAAGAAUCCAGGAGUUCAGGAUAAAUGGAUGGAGAAUGGAGAUGUUUCUCUAUAUGACGACACCAGAGCAGGAGUCUUGAUCGUGUUUUUUAGAGAUCUGAAAGCUGCAGAUGCAGGAACAUACAGGUGUGGAGUGAAUGUGUCGCACUAUACGGAGAGCUUCACUGAACUUCAGCUGAACGUCACAGAUGAUGCAAAAUAUCCCAAGAGUGUGACUGAAUCUGCUUAUCUUGGUGAAGAAGUCAACAUCACCUGUCAGAUCCCAGAGGAACAUAAAGUUCACUUCUGCAAAAAGGAUGAUAAUCUCAUCUGCUUAUCUACAGAAACGAAUGGUUCAUCUGAGAGAAAUGAAGAGAGAGUUUUUACAGUGAGCAUCAGUAAUGUGAGCGUGAGAGAUGCUGGAGUUCACUGGUGUGGAGCAGAAACCAGAGACACACAUUUGACUUCCACCACCUUGACCACCAAAAUUCAACCCAACCACACCAAUUUCUCCAUGAUCAUCAUUAUUUGUGUGUGUGUGAUUCUGCUGCUGAUUGGUGGAUUCAUUCUGACUGUGUGUAAAUUAAGACACAAGAGACAAGGUGACGCUCACACAAAGAGUUCAGUUUGUUCUACUGCACAAUUACCCACAAUCCCUUCUGGUGAGCUCCUUUACGCGUCUGUCAGUUUCCAGAAGCAUGAAGAGUCUCUCAGUGACGCUACAGUCUCCUCCAGUAAGGACCAGAUUGACUGUGAAUACGCCAUGGUCAGUCACCACAUGAGACUCGACUAACUCGCUUAUAACGGAUCAGCACACAUUACAUUACACCAGUAUUUGAAAAAAAAAAUGAAAAAAAGACUGAUGUAUAUAUUUUAUAUUUACGUUUAUGCUCACGGUUUAUUGAUAAAUUAUCCAUAAUUUAGUGUUAAACAGAUGUUUUAUUGAUCAGGGUCUUUCAGUCACAUGUUUUACUGGCGUGUGUAAAGAGUUUGUCAUCUCAGUUUGUCUGAGGGUGUGAUUUAAAACAGGAAGUGAUACCACUGAGUGAUACUUGCAGAGACACGUAUAGUUGUUAAAGUCUCUUUAAUAGCAGCUGUUUAAAUAACAGCUUUCUCUUUCUGAUCUCUCUGAAUAUUGAUUCUCUUUAGAUCUGUACAUGCAAGAGACUUUUGCUAAUGUUGUUUUUAGUUCAUUCUUGCUCUGUUGGAACUGAGGACAUUUUUAUGAUGUAAGAGUUUUACUGUAUAAUCAUAUAUUUUAUUAAUUGAAAAAUAAACAUUUCUUUGCUGUUAGUACAUUCAUGUCAAUACAAUUUUAAACAAGUAACAUCUUAAAGAUUUACAUUGAAUUUCACUGUUUUAUGAUUUUUUUCAUCACUAGCAUCCUGGUCCAUUUCUAAAUAUUAGCAUAUUUUUGUAUGGCAGUAAUAGUGAGAGUCGUAUGAUAGUGUGCAUUUUUUAAUUUAUUUUGAAAUCAACCAAAGAAAAGAAAAAAUACUUCUUUUUUUAACUAAGAUAAAGAGACUUGCUUGUAAGUGUCUCAGGUCUUUGUGUUCACAGGGUUGUUUGAUACUGUGGUCAGUGUAAAAAAAGAUCAACAUGAAAUGCUCUUCAGCUUGUGGUUUUCUUUAACUCUAUCUUUUGUUGGUCAAAACAAGAAGCCCUUUAGUAUAGAAGCCUGUUUCUGCCACUUAAAAAAAAAUAAAAUUAUUUCAAUCAUGACAACUCUCGGAGUGGAUUAAAUCCAACCAGCAUUUAUUGGCAUGGGGUAUGAAGUAUACAUGGCUUGAUUUUGGCGUACGAGAUCUGCUACGCUGCUGCUACUGCUGCUGUUGCUGCUGAGCAAAUACAAAUUGUUCAGCUUAGUCAAAUAAAACAACAAGGAAGAGGCUGCUGCAAGAAUGGUAGAACCCCCUCAAAGCAGUGGACCGCAUGGUCCGUGCUACCCAAGUUAAGAAAGCGGCCGAGUAGCUUCGGCCUGAUACCCCCCACACAGCAGAUCUGGGGUGCGUUUCCCGAAAGCAUCGUUGGUGAACUAUGGUCGUAAGUCCCAUUGAACUCUAUUGGUAACGACGGAACUUACGACCAUAGUUCGCUUUGGGAAACGCACCCCUGAACGCCAAAAUAUGUGUACUGCUGCUGCUCCGUAGAGCUAUAGGCGCGUGUAUGACUAUCUAUGUGAGCCUGGGCCUGCUUUGCCGAGUGGCUUAACACUAUUGAGCUUACCUAUAAAUGUGCAUCUGACCUAGUGGCCUAAGCUAGAAUGAUACUAAGCCAGAGCACAUAUGCAUAAAUAACAUGCCUAUAAAAUGUGAUUGGUUUUAUCUAAUGCAGUGUAUGGUAUGCCUUUUUUUUUUUUUUUGGUGACCGCUCCGAAAACAUUUGUCCCUGGUCCCCUGCAUCAAACUUAAAUCUCGCAGCCGAGAUCCUCCCCUCCACUAGCUAAGGAUUCGGAUACUGUAAAAUGCUGCAUACACGUCGUUGCUAAUGUCUGCAAAUGAUCAAAUCGAAUAAUAGUAUCUGAAUAAUAAUUAAUAUACCAGAAUGCCCAGCGCCACCUGAUAAUUUAAAUCAGAGAUGUUUCUUGUCCUUUCAAGUCUUUGGAAUUAUGUCUGAUGUAGCAUUUGUGGGCUGCCGAAUUCCAGUGGCCCAUUUCUUUAAGGGUAGUGGAUGGUACUCUUUGAAUGCUGACAUUGCUGCGCCAAUUCUGGAUGAGUGGUCAGUGUAGACUUCUAGGUUUAAGCCACGUGAAUGACAUGGGUGUUUUAACGAACCAGGCCCUGGUCAUCAGUUUCCAUCAGCUGUAAGGAAACAGUGGAUCUGAGCAGCUGCAUCUCCGAAUUGCAGGGAUUGUUACAUGAAAGAAGAGCAAAACACAGAAUUAAUGCUAGAUAAUAAAGUGUGACCUGUUAAAUCUGUCGUUUUUGAGUGCUUAAAUGUAAGACAAACAAUUUUAUUUAUUUAUAUUAUACAAGCUGUGAGAACUGCCUCUAGAAAAGUAUGGAAUGUGGAUCAAGAGCUUUCCUUCUGAGUGGUGAAACAUGUAGCGCAGGUGUGUAGGAAUAGCUUUGGUUGUUGGGAAUGUCUUUACUAUGCUGUUCAGUAGACGGUUGCGGGGACUUGGAGAGGCUUGGUGCGCUGGGGUCCAGAGUCAGCAACAAGGAUGAAACUGUGAAUUGAAG